Molecule: messenger RNA, 1213 nt
Organism: Lolium perenne
Lineage: Eukaryota; Viridiplantae; Streptophyta; Magnoliopsida; Poales; Poaceae
Source: RefSeq, a predicted model, not a curated record
AAGCAGCGGGCACACAAUUAGAUCCAGGUGAGGGGAAUUGGUUGUUGAGAGUUGAGACUUGAGAGAGAUGAGGCAAAGCAAGGACAGCACCAGCAGCUCGAGGCUUGUCUGCGACAACGACCAUGACCGGUCGGCGGCGGUGUUGAGGGAGAUGGCUAGAGAGCAGUCUCUGGUGACGCAGCUGCGCGCCCUUGUGCUGCCGGCGCUCCAACUUGCCGGCGGCGAACAGGCCGAGGUGGUCGCCCAUAUGUUUGAGAGCAUACUGGACUGCUCAGCCAAGGCUAUAGCCGAGCUGAAGCUUCUUCGGCUCGAUCGUUCUAAAUGCGACGAUGUGCCACCGCUGACGGGGGUGGACGACAAGAGGAGAGUCAGGAAGAUCCUCUCUGGCGGCGGCAACGGCGACAGUGCCAAGCCCAAUCGCCAGCAACACAAGAGAAGGAGAUUAGCUAAUGACUCUGUGACGCUUGAAACGCCUGUUCCUCACUACGACGGCCACCAGUGGAGGAAGUAUGGGCAGAAGCUCAUCAACAACGCAAACCACCCAAGCAGGAGUUACUACAAAUGCACCUACAAGCAAGAACAGGACUGCGGAGCAACAAAGACAGUGCAGCAGUACCAACAGGACGGCGGCACCGAUGACCCUGCCAUGUACACCGUCGUCUACUUCGGGCAACACACCUGCAAGCCGGCCGGUAACGACACCGAUGCCGCAGUCGUCAAGACAGAGAGCACAGGCCGUAGCAGUGGCGGCGGCGCUGGCAAGCUGUCACCGAGCGACAGCCAGUGCAGCAACAUUUCGGUGACCUGCACUUCGGUUGUAGUUGACCACCACCAACGGACGGCAUCCAUCGCGAGCAACUGCGAGCUGCUGGACAUGGCUGCAGACCUGGAAAAUACAGAGGUCAACACAUACGAUCAGAUAUAUGACGAGGCUGGAUUUUCACCCUUCGAUUUGGACACCGAUUGGGCCAUAGAUGCGCAUGGGCAUGACCUCCUAAAGUAUGGUUGGUAAGAGCAAAACUCGAAGGUGUGCUCCGGUAUCCCCCCGUACCCCAUUAACCACCAAAGUUGAAAGGAUAAAUUUCCGCUUGGUUUCCCUGUGUUUUAGUAAAACCGUAGGUAAUUAUUACGGACUUAUCCAGUCCACGCUGAAAAUCCUGCAUGCUCUCUAUAUUAUCCAGCUCCGCCCGGUAUUAAAAACAGCAUUUCGAAC